AUGUUUUCACAGCGCCGAUCGCUUCAGAAUUUAAACGUACCUACGAUGUUUAACGACCCAAGACAGGUACUUCUACCAGUGGAUAAAAGUGAAUCCAGUAAAAAGGCAAUGACAUGGUACAUGGCUAAUAUUUUUCGACCAACCGACGUUAUCCACCUUCUCCAUGUCUGUGAACCCAGUUAUGCGGCAAAUAAUUUCUCCCUAACCACAAUUGGACAGAGUAAAACUAAUGAAAUCAAUGCAAUGCUACAGGAACAUAUAGAACUCUCGAACACAUUGAGCCAUGAUUUUCUUUCCAGACUUGAAGAUAAAGGAGUUUCUGGAGAUUUUACUCUUACCGUUGGUACUAAACCCGGCGAAAUGAUAGUUGCAAAAGCAAGGGAUUUGAAUACAGACCUUAUUGUAAUGGGAAAUAGAGGAGUUAGCACCCUCAAACGGACGUUCGUUGGAAGCGUCAGUGAUUAUGUUCUCCACCAUACAACCGUCCCAACAACCGUCGUUCCUGCUCCACGAAAUGACAAGGACCUUCGAAGGGCGUCUCUGAGACCAAUAUAG
This is a messenger RNA of Rodentolepis nana, 555 nucleotides long. Lineage: Eukaryota; Metazoa; Platyhelminthes; Cestoda; Cyclophyllidea; Hymenolepididae. The record is from the annotation of a GenBank genome assembly.